AACCUUAGGCAUCUCUCCAGGUCUAGAGUCACCUCACCAUCCAAAUACUGAAGACUAAGAAGAAGAAGAACGAGAAGAAGGCGGGUCUCCCACCUGAUAAACUCCAGACCCCAACGCAAAAACGCCUUAGAAAGCGCCAGCGAUUGGUCAGCUAUGGAGUUCGUUGACACCGUCCUCGCCUUCCUGGUUAAUAUUCGAGGCCCCUUCCUGCUCUCGCUCCUCAGUGAUGUUGACGUAGCAACGGGGGAAGACUUGCAACCAGCUGAGUGGCUAUAUAACAACAACAGGAGCUAACGCUGGCCUCAAAAACCACUCGCUGACUACUACUACUUCUUCGUCACUGGAGAGUCUGCUUAAUUAAGAUUUGAGCCAGUGGAUACAGUUGUAAACGAAGCCGACUUAGAAAGAAAAUUAGCUGUACCAUCGGCGGCCCGGAGCGGUACGAGCGACGAUUGUUUACACUUGCCCGACUCCAGAAAUCUGUUACAGUUCAUCUUUUGCAUGGAAUUCCAGAAUUCGUUGGAAAAAGUCAAACCAAAGCGAGGCCAUACCGAGUAAAAGGUCUUUCUAGUUUGGCGUACUGUCAGCAUAUUCCUUGGAUUAGCUGGUAUCAUCCUCGAUAUUAAAGUGCAACUUCGUCCUCUUAAACACCAGCUUCUUGAAAUAAGAAAGUAUAGACGUAGCAGUUGAUGCAAAUAUUGGAUGCUCACUCUAAAUUGUGAGCGAAGACACCACUGGAUACUACUAAUGUUUCUGAUGCUGGAAUCUGCCUUCACUCACUGGAUACUACUUAUGUUUCUGGCCAUAGGAAUCAACGCAGGGCGAGGAAUAAUCAGCCUAGCAUUUAUGUUGACUGCCAUUGCAGUAUCUGGACAAGCUAAGAACCAGCUAAGAAAUUUUUCUUGGUUAUCUGUUGCCCAGCUUUUCAAGAUAUUUUGAUGUAGCAGAACUUUGGAUUUUUUUCCUUUUUAAUCUAGUUUAAACAUAAAAAUGGUAGUUGCUUGCAAACGCCACUGUUACCGUGAAGAUAAGCCUUUCAAAAUUGACUCAAUUUGUGUUUGACUUAAUCAGAAGUGGUUCAGGCGUGAAAUAUUUAAGACUGGAACCUAGCAGACCAAUUAUAUUGAAUUUUUGUGAUCUUGUGUAAUGGAGUGACAGUUACUAAAUCUAUAAAAUCUGUGUUCGAUUUUAGAUAAAUUUGAUACAUGUAUAUGAAAUUUAUCAUUAGUGUAUUUAAUUUGGUGAAGACUGAAAAAGUGAUAAUCGUAAAUCAUAAUACUUCUCGUAGAUAUUAAGCCUUCAGGAAUUUGUUUAGCGUUCUAUACAAAAUUAUUGGAUUUGAGUGAAUAUGGGAUGAUAAAUUUAUAUUAAUUUCUUAAGUUGAUAAGCUGAUUUACCUGAUGCUUCUGCCUUUACCUGAUGCUUCAUCUUACCUGAUUUACCUGAUGCUUCAUCUUAUGUUUGGAAAGUGAAAACAAAUUGUCAUUCCGAAUUGUUUAUUGUUGUAAAAAAUACCCAAAUUCCACAAAGAUGGUAAAGCUGAGCAUAUUUGAAAAAUACGCUGAACGUCCAAAGUUUUGGCAAAGGAACUUGAACCUUAAUAAUGAAAGCACCAGUACAAGCAGCGAAGACAUGGAGCUCUCAGAUGGCAGUGCUGAUGAACACAGGACUGCCAACCUAAGAAGUGUCUGCCAGGAAAAUGCUAAUGGAGCUCACAGGAUGGGAAAUGAAGGUGGUAAUGAAGUUGGACAGCUAGAUUGCAGGGCACAUGGUGCUGUACACAAUGUAGUCUCUGGGGGUUUUACUAAUCUUGGCUAUGAAGUUGAGGAACAACCCUUGAUGAAAGAUCCAGUUGGGGAUUUGAGGUCUUACCGCAAGUACACAGAUGAGGAGGCAAAGCCUUUAACAUGCAACGAAGUACUUGUAAACAAUGUUGUCUCUGGGGGUUUUACUAAUCUUGGCUAUGAAGUUGAAGAACAACCCUUGGUGAAAAGUCCAGUGGAGGAUUUGAGGUCUUUCCGCAAGUACACAAAUGAGGAGACAAAGCCUUUAAUAUGCAACGAAGUACUUGUAAACAGCGAUUGUAAAUUAUCUAGUAAUAUGCAAGAUGAAGACAUCGACAGACUAGAAAACCUCGUUGAUGGUGAUGCCAAUGAUGAGGAGAUGGACAAAAAAGGGACGUCGCUACAAGAGGAAUCUUUCAUGUCAACAUGCGAAGUCGCGAAAGGGGAGCCCUCAAGAAUGGAUGGUUGUGAAGCAACCCUGGCUGACACUCCUGAGAGUUCAGUGGACGAGGAAGAAGUUGAUCAUGCACCAGAGUCAGACGACCUGUGUAACUCUGAUCAAGAGGACCUCGAGAAUUUUGGACACACAGCCAUAUACUCGUGCAGCAUUGAAGACGAGAUGGAGGAAUCAGAUGGUGAUGACAAAUACUCAGGACACUGGAAGAUCUGCAUGAAGAAUGAGGUGAGAAUGGUCAUCACCAAAGCAAAGAAGAAGAAAAAGUAUCCAAAGCAAGAGGUUCGAGGCAGGGGCCGAAGGAAGAGAAUCAAACUCAAGUUACGUCUUUCUUAGCCACAUACGCUUUUGAAGUUGGGAGUCCCAAUGGAUUAUAAUAUAGGUUUUUAUAUGGUCUUUCAUGAAUUUGCGUAAGUUUGUACAAAUGUAUUAAGAGUGCUUUCAGAUAGAUUAAAAUCAAAGUGCAUGUUGUUUAAGGUGCCUCAUACUUAGGAUAACAUUUUAUACAUCAAUAUGGCUGUUCUAUAAGUUAAUAAUGUUAAAAUGUUAAAACUGCAUAGUCUAUAUUCAUAAGUGGCUUUAUUAUAUUAUCAAAAGCUUAUUUACUUAGGUUAUGUUUAGUGCUAUAAAGAAACUCUUGGACUUCUGAACAGAGGUCUGUUCAGUGUCCCUCAAGACAAUUUAUUAUUGUUCCGCAUCACCUUGCUUACUAGUCUAAAAAGGCCUUAAACUGCAGCCUGAACCUAAUUCUAGGUCUGCACCUAUUCAGAACAACUUAGCAACUAGGUAUAUGUGGUUGUAUUAAUCUGAAUGUGUACCCCUUGGCUAAUAUUUAAGCAAUACUGCAUUUUUACAUUGAGAGAGUCAUGUACGUCUUUUGUUUCCUUCUGUAUUUCACUCUAACAUUUUGAUACUUACAAUUUCCAUAACGUCGGAAGUUGUAGAGUAGCCCUUGUCUGGUAACAGUUUGUAGUGAUAGUAAAAUACGUACCUCAUUUAAACGUAGGUAUGCAUUGUAGAGAUGAUAUACUGGGCACUCGAGUAUCUCCUGUCAUGUUUGAGGGUUAUCUUUAGAUUUCGUGCAAUAUUAGAUUUGAGAUUCGAAGUAUUGUAAUUAUUUUAAAAGGUUCGUGCAUAUUUUAUCUACGUAGUCUAUAGAAAUUGUCUAUGCUCGUAUUUUGUUGAUUGGUACUUAUUACAUAUUAGUGUACAUGAAUUAUAUUGUGUUCAUUACUUAAGGCAAUACUAGAGCCAAAUUAUUAGACGCUUCAGUGUGAAAACUUGUAGUACUCGAAUGUGUUCCCGUUUGCACUUCUUCAGUAAUUUAAGAAAUCUGCGACUUAUUCUGAGCACAUCCUCGUGUUAUAAGUGAAUGCCACAAGGCAUAAUAUGAAAGGCGAGAAGUAACUUGGAAGUUAAGUGACAAAGCUUACCUCUUGGUUGUCAUAUCUUAUCAGAUAGUGCCUCGUUAAAUAAUCAUUCUCCUGUUACAGUUGUGCUUUGAAUCAUACCAAAACAUUCAUUUUUGUUUGGUUGGUGCUGUUGUCAUUAGUUUUACUGUUAUUAUUAAGUUUAUUCUGACCACUCGGUCUAAUUCUUUUACUAUUUACCUGGUCAGUUUAACAGUUACGGGUCAAAUGAAUCAUAAAGACAGUAUAUUUAGAUAUGUUUAGUGUGUAUCAGCAUUAUAGAUACUGCAUAGGUUUUGGAAUGAACAGAUCCUUUAUUCAAAUAGAAUAAAUAUGCUUAUUUCACUCGGUACAGAAAUGUUUGGCUAAUAAAA
This is a messenger RNA of Macrobrachium nipponense, 4021 nucleotides long. RefSeq lists its product as uncharacterized. The transcript is spliced from 4 exons. The coding region runs from base 1531 to 2574 and encodes 347 amino acids. NCBI's taxonomy places the organism in Eukaryota, Metazoa, Arthropoda, Malacostraca, Decapoda, Palaemonidae. The record is from RefSeq and is a predicted model, not a curated record.